AAUCCAAUCCAAAACCAGCGCCCUUCUUCCUCAAAACCAUGUUUUCCUCUCACGUUUGAGUUUUGAGUUUUGAGGCACAGACACAAGAAAGAAAAAAUAUGCCAUUUCUGAACCUUUCCCCUUCUUCCUCCUUCCUUCUUUCCGUCGUCUUCUUCUUCUUGUUCUUCCAGGUCUCUGUUUUCGCUCUCUUCUCCGACUACGAUUAUAAUAUUCUGAUUCGGGUUAAAAACAACCUUUUCGAUGAUCCCAAUGGCUGUUUGAACAGUUGGGUUCCCAAUCAAGCUCACAACCCCUGUAAUUGGACUGGCAUCACCUGCGAUUCCACUAAUUCCUCUCUUCUUUCCAUCGAUCUCAGUGAUUCCGGUGUCACCGGCGGAUUCCCCUUUGAUUUUUGCCGGAUUCAGACUCUCAAAUCCCUUUCUAUCUCCAACAGCAGCGUUAAUGGAAGUCUACUCUCCCCUUCCUUCUCUCUCUGUUCUAACUUGCAUGUCCUCAAUCUUUCCGUUAACUCACUCGUUGGGAACUUGCCGGAGUUUUCCUCUGAUUUCAGACAACUGCAAAUUCUAGAUCUCUCCUCCAACAAUUUCUCCGGUGAAAUUCCUCACAGCUUCGGAUUGUUAUCGGCGCUAAGAGUGCUCCGUUUGUCGGAGAAUCUGCUCGACGGCUCCAUACCUUCUGUUCUGGGAAAUCUCAGUGAGCUGACUGAAAUGGCCAUUGCUUAUAAUGAAUUCAAACCCCAUCGGUUACCGGAUGAAAUCGGAAACCUGACCAAACUUGUAAACAUGUUUUUACCGUCUUCGAAUUUCAUUGGACCCAUUCCCCAUUCCAUCGGAAACCUUGUUUUGCUUACUAAUCUCGAUUUAUCUACCAAUUCGUUUUCGGGUCCUAUCCCAGAUUCAAUCGGUGGACUGAGGAGCAUACAGAACAUUCAACUCUUUAACAAUCAAAUCUCCGGUGAGUUGCCGGAGAGCAUCGGAAAUUUGACUACUCUGAUUUCACUGGACAUCUCGCAGAAUAGUCUCACCGGGAAAUUGCCGGAGAAAAUCGCUGCUCUCCCUCUUCAAAUUCUGCAUCUCAAUGACAACUUCCUUGAAGGCGAGGUCCCGGAGAGCUUAGCUACUAACCCAAAUCUUUUGAAUUUGAAACUGUUUAACAAUAGCUUUUCCGGCGAACUUCCCCGGAAUUUGGGUCUGAAUUCUUAUUUGAAUGAGAUUGACGUCUCUACCAACAACUUUGUGGGUGAAAUUCCGAAAUUUCUCUGCCAUGGAAACCAACUUCUGAAAAUGGUUUUGUUCAACAACCGUUUCUCUGGAAAUUUCCCAGAAUCGUACGGUGGUUGCAAUUCUCUGUCUUAUGUUAGAAUUGAGAACAAUCAGCUUUCCGGGAAGGUACCGUACUCUUUCUGGAAUCUCUCUACGCUUACCAAUAUUCGGUUGUCGGAAAAUCAAUUUCAGGGCUCCAUUCCGCCGGCGAUAAGUGGCGCUCGUUAUCUCGAAGAUUUGUUGGUUUCCGGUAACAACUUCUCCGGUCAAUUACCGAAGGAAAUUUGCAAAUUGAGAGAGCUCGUCCGGUUAGACGUCAGCAGGAAUAAAUUCUCCGGCGGAGUUCCUUCCUGUAUAACAGAGUUGCAGCAUCUUCAAAAGCUCGACAUGCAAGAAAACAUGUUCAUCGGAGAAAUACCCAAAUCGGUUAACACAUGGACAGAACUAACCGAGUUGAAUCUGUCCCACAAUCAUUUCACCGGUGAGAUUCCACCUCAACUCGGCGAUUUACCAGUUCUAAAGUACUUAGAUCUCUCUGCAAAUUCACUCUCCGGCGAAAUCCCCGAAGAAUUGACGAAGCUGAAACUGGGUCAGUUCAACUUCUCCGACAACAAAUUAACCGGAGCAGUUCCUUCCGGCUUCGACAACGAACUGUUCGUCAAUAGCCUAAUGGGUAAUCCGGGUCUGUGCAGUCCGGAUUUGAAGCCGCUGAAUCGGUGCCCCAAACCCAAAUCCAUAAGUUUUUAUGUCGUUGUUCUUCUGUCGAUUAUCGCUUUCGUUCUCAUCGGGUCUCUCAUUUGGGUAAUCAAAUUCAGGAUGAAUCUCUUCAAGAAAUCGAAAUCCCCAUGGACGGUGACCAAGUUCCAACGUAUCGGGUUCGAUGAAGAAGAUGUAAUUCCCCGUCUAACCAAAUCAAAUGUUAUAGGAUCGGGCGGGUCGGGCACUGUAUUCAAAGUAGAUCUGAAAAUGGGACAGACCGUCGCGGUCAAGAGUCUAUGGGGUGGCCACAACAAAUUGGAUACGGAAUCGGUUUUCCAAUCAGAAGUUGAGAUAUUAGGUCGAAUCCGCCAUGCCAAUAUUGUGAAGUUGCUGUUUAGUUGCAGCAAUGGUGAAGGAAGUAGAAUUCUUGUGUACGAGUACAUGGAGAAUGGAAGUUUGGGAGAUGUUCUACACGAACACAAAUCCCAAGCUUUAUCUGAUUGGUCCAAACGAUUCAACAUCGCCCUUGAAGCAGCUCAAGGGUUAGCUUAUCUGCACCACGACUGCGUCCCUCCGAUAAUCCAUCGCGACGUAAAGAGCAAUAACAUUCUCUUGGAUGGAGAAUUUCAGCCUCGAGUGGCCGACUUUGGUUUGGCAAAGACGAUGCAGCGCCAAGCGGAGGCAGAAGAUGACAAUGUCGUCAUGUCUCGCAUUGCUGGCACCUACGGUUACAUUGCCCCAGAGUAUGGAUAUACUAUGAAGGUGACAGAGAAGAGCGACGUGUAUAGCUUUGGAGUGGUGCUGAUGGAGCUAGUGACCGGGAAGCGACCGAACGAUGCGUGCUUCGGAGAGAACAAAGAUAUUGUGAAAUGGGUGACAGAGGCAGCUUUGUCAGAAGAGAAAGGUUUGAGUUUGGAUGAGAUUAUUGAUGAAAAGUUGGAUCCAAGGACAUGUGAAGUAGAAGAGAUUGUGAAGAUUUUGGAUGUGGCAGUGCUUUGUACUUCUGCUUUGCCCCUCAACAGACCAUCCAUGAGAAGAGUGGUUGAGCUGAUAAAGGACACCAAAUUCUCUCAUUCCAAGUCAUGAACUUAAGUGAACAUGAAUGUCAAUACAGUUUUUGCUUUUGUUGUUCAUCAAUCAAAUGAAUAUCUCUCAAGAAAUCUAGCUUUUCUUUUUGUGGCAGUACAAUUUUUUUUAUUCACUUUC
Molecule: messenger RNA, 3167 nt
Organism: Benincasa hispida (wax gourd)
Lineage: Eukaryota; Viridiplantae; Streptophyta; Magnoliopsida; Cucurbitales; Cucurbitaceae
Gene: HSL2
Product: HAESA-like 2
Biological process (GO): protein phosphorylation
Molecular function (GO): protein kinase activity; receptor serine/threonine kinase binding; ATP binding
Source: RefSeq, a predicted model, not a curated record